AUGAAACUACUAUUCAUAUGUAUUACUUGUAUUGUAUUUUUGAUGAUGAAGCUUGGAGAAUGUGAUGUGAUGCCGUAUUUGACGAUCAGUUAUAUGGGGACUGGACAAGAUGGCUUGAAGACUGUCACACAUCAGUUGAUAUAUAAAGAAGCACUGGCUAUCCCGAUCGGAAGUCUCAAUCCUCCUCGUAAAGGAAUCACUGGUCAGAUUGUCGAUUUUGGACCCUCAAGCAACUCCUGGACUCGGAUUCCACCUAAUGGAUCCUUUAUCGCUACUUUUGCAAACUGUAUGCCUGUAAAUCCGUCUGUACUGCAAUACGUCGUUGACCAAGGACCAGCUGCAUUGCUAUUUCACUCUUAUGGAUGUGCACAGAAACCUGCAGUCACUAUACUCCCAUCCAGUAUGAAUAUAUGUGCACUAGUCUUGGACGAUGUCGUAGCGAGACCCGUCUUGGCCAUGAUACCAGCUCAGAUAAACGGAACCGUCGGCGGAAUACCUGACAAGGUGCCUGAAGAAUCUACUACUCCUGAUCGUGUCGCAUCAGGAAUCUCCAUAGGAUUAGUAAUCGUGUAUAGUAUCGUCCUAGGAAGUGUCCUCGUCGGUGUCUGCUACAUUUGCUCACAUCUAGCCAGAGCUCGGUGCUGUUGGCCACGUAACGACAAUGACACGAAUGCAGCAUCUCCAUUAGGAGUACAUCAUACUCAUCCCUCUGACCGUGCUAGACGCGACGAUGCAAUGAGAUUGAAUAUGGGCGGUCUUUUACCACAAGAGUGGAGAAAGAUGCGUAUUGAUACGCUUCCGAUUAUGAUUUACUCUGCUACGCAACAUAGAGCUUAUAAACUACCUCGUGACUCUAUUGAUGUUGCUGAACCAAAGGAUCGGAAGGAUUCAGCUUGUCAGAUAGACUUCGCUCCUUUAUCAAAGUCUGAGGUUCAUGAUGGUCGUCAUGAUGAGAAGCUUGAUUGUAAGGAGGAUGAAAAGGAUGAUGCCGUAUAUGAGCAAGACGCUUGCUGUAUCUGCAUUGAGGACUACAAGGAUGGUGAUAAACUGAGGGAGUUGUUGUGUGGGCAUUACUUUCAUAUUCAGUGUAUCGAUCCAUGGCUAUCGCGUGAUUCUCCGUUCUGUCCUCUAUGCAAGGCAGACACUCUCACGCCAAGGAGAAGCGUCAUCUUUGAACCAACUUCUCCAUCCAUCGUCAUUCCUAUAUUGGAAGCAGGACAAGAAGACGAUGGAGAAGAAGAAGUGGAAGAGUCAAUGCCAGCUGCACCACCACCAUCAGCUGUAUCGUCAAUGGUGGAUUCGAACGAUACGGUGGCACAUACGGAUAUGGCUACUGCUCCCGUCGAGACUCAUCAUCCAACACUACUACAACAACAACCACAAGGAUUACCAUUCGUCCCAAGUCUAUCACCACAACGAGAUCAGCCAUUUACGCACACUCGUGGUCAUACCUUUCCUGUAUUUCCAACACGUCGAUGGAGAGCGUAUGUCACGGGAAGCUGA
Messenger RNA from Synchytrium microbalum, 1503 nucleotides. RefSeq lists its product as uncharacterized. The record is from RefSeq and is a predicted model, not a curated record. Bases 1 to 1503 code for a protein of 500 amino acids. Gene Ontology annotation, molecular function: ubiquitin protein ligase activity. Gene Ontology annotation, cellular component: cytoplasm. Gene Ontology annotation, biological process: ubiquitin-dependent protein catabolic process. NCBI's taxonomy places the organism in Eukaryota, Fungi, Chytridiomycota, Chytridiomycetes, Synchytriales, Synchytriaceae. The transcript has 4 exons.